AUGGACCCGCUCAGCGUCACAGCCAGCAUCAUCGCGAUUCUCCAGCUCUCAGCUAAGGUCCUCAGCUACCUGAACGACGUUAAGGAUGCCUCGAAGGACCGCGUAGCGUGCGCAGUUGAGGCAUCAAAUCUCCACAACCUUCUCUUCAACCUGAGAUUUCGUCUGGAAGAGGGAGACCUUAGUCGACCGUGGUACGUCGCUGUCCGAGCGCUCGCAGUUGAGCAUGGGCCGUUGGAUCAGUUCAAGCAGGCCCUAGAAAUGCUGCAGGCUAAAAUGACUGAUGGGGGGCGACUGAAGAAAGCUGGUGAGGCGCUGAUGUGGAAGUUUAAGAAGGAGGAGAUUGCAGGGGUUUUGGCUCGGAUGGAGCGGCUGAAGACGCUGGUAGAGAUCGCGUUGCAGAUGGAUCACUUCAAACUUUCGCAAGCUAUCAAAGACGACACCAACUUCGUUCGUGCGCAUGUACCCAUCAUCCAGUCCGGGGUAGACAUAAUUCGACAGGGUCAAGACUCGGCAAAGCACCGCAGGCUUGUAGAAUGGUUAUCGACUUCAGACUACCCCGCUCAGCAAUCGGAUAUCAUAAAGCGCAGGCAGGAAGGGACAGGCCAGUGGUUUCUGGAUGCGCCUGAGCUAAGACAUUGGCUCGACGAGAGCAACGCUACGCUCUUUUGCCCAGGUAUCCCAGGAGCUGGCAAGACUAUGAUCGCAGCUAUUGCAAUUGAUCAUCUGCUGAAUACAGCACAGAACAGCUUACAUGGGGUUGCCUACGUGUACUGCAACUACAAAGCUCGAGAGGAGCAAGACGUUUCGAGCCUACUGGCAGCCAUCCUCAAGCAGCUAGUUCAGGGUCGAUUGUCGACGGUAGAUCACAUAGAACGGUUGUAUCGGAAACAUGCCGACCGGGGAACUAAGCCAUCACUUGACGAGGUAUACAGCGCGCUCCGAGACGUGCUUGCACAUUAUUCUUCUGCACAUAUAGUGAUCGAUGCACUAGACGAAUGCCAGGAUGCUACUCGCCGCCAGUUCCUGGCCAAACUCCGAGAUCUCCAAGCAACCCGGGACAUUCGCCUGCUGGCCACCUCGCGUUUCAUACCAAACAUUGAGGACGCCUUCAGAGAAGCGCUGAGACUCGAGGUGCAGGCUAGCAGAGAGGACGUCAAGCGUUUCGUGGCCGGCCAGACAUACCAACUACCUGCAUGCAUACAGCGCAGCAUAGUGCUGCAGGAAAUGGUGCAGGAAAAGAUAACAGAUGCGGUGGACGGCAUGUUUCUUCUUGCUCGUCUGCACACAGACUCGCUGCUAGACAAGAGGACAGCAAAAGACGUGAAAACGACCCUCGCCAAACUCACGAAAGGUGCAGCCGCACUUGAUUUCGCGUACAGAGAGGCUCUUCAGAGGAUCGACGGUCAGCUAGGGGGUGACCGCGAACUGGCUAGAAAGGUCCUGUCUUGGAUUACGCUCGCUGAACGGCCGCUUACCACCGCUGAGAUCUGCUGCGCCCUGGCAGUUGAGCCCGGCGAAGAUGAGAUAGACCCAGAGAACGUACUUACUCCAGGGGAUCUAGUGUCUGUAUGUGCUGGUCUUGUUGUUAUUGAUCAAGAGAGCGCCGUCAUCCGUCUCGUGCACUACACUACACAGGAAUACUUCGAGCGAAUUGGAGACGUAUGGAACCAAGGCGGACAGCUGAAUAUCACUACCACAUGCCUUACCUAUCUGGGUUUCGGCACUUUCCAAAGCGGUAGCUGCUCUACCGACGAGGAGUUUGAGGCAAGACUGCAGCAAAAUCAAUUCCUGGACUAUGCGGCUAAGCACUUGGGAAGCCAUGUCAGAACAGUCGAAACAGAGAUUACCGAUCGUACCUGUGAAUUGCUACAGGGGAAGUCUUUCCCAUGUGUCGCACAGGCUUUAUGGGUCCCUAACUACAAGUACGGAGGGUAUAGUACAGCUUAUCCUGUUCGUACAGCCUUGCACUACACAUCGCAGUUUGGACUCCCUGGCAUAACUGAGAAGGUGUUGGCUACUGUAAAUGUGCCUAUUGUAGAGGCGGUAAACGCUAAAGAUAGCUGGGGAUACGCUCCUUUGAAUUCUGCAGCAGAGAAUGGCCAACUUGAGAUGGUGCAAUUGCUGCUCGGUAAGGGCGCCGAGAUCAAUGCGCAAGGUGGAUACUACGGCAACGCACUGUACGUAGCUUCAGCUAGAGGCCAUGAGCUGGUAGUCAAGAUGUUACUCGACGCGGGCGCCGACGUCAACGCGCAGGGUGGAGUCUACGGCAACGCACUGCAGGCAGCGUCGUACGAAGGCCACGAGCAGGUGGUGAAGACGCUGCUCGACAAGGGCGCCGAUGUCAACGCGCAGGGUGGACACUACGGCAACGCACUGCAGGCAGCGUCGUACGAAGGCCAAGAGCAGGUGGUCAAGACGCUGCUCGACGCGGGCGCCGACGUCAACGUGGGCGCCAACGUCAACGCGCAGGGUGGACACUACGGCAACGCACUGUACCUAGCUUCAGCUAGAGGCCACGAGCAGGUGGUCAAGACGCUGCUCGACGCGGGCGCCGACGUCAACGCGCAGGGUGGAGAGUACUGCCACGCGGAGAAUGGAGAUUACGACAAUGCACUGCAGGCAGCUUCAGCUGGAGGCCACGAGCAGGUGGUCAAGACGUUGCUGGACAGGGGCGCCGACGUCAACGCGCAGAGUGGAGAGUACGGCAACGCACUGCAGGCAGCGUCGUACGGAGGCCAAGAGGACGUAGUCAAGAUGCUACUCGACGCGGGCGCCGAUGUCAACGCGCAGGGUGGAGACUUUUGCAACGCACUGCAGGCAGCUUUAGAUGAAGGUCACGAGCAGGUGGUGAAGACGCUGCUCGACGCGGGCGCCGAUGUUAACACGCAGGGUGGAUACUUUGGCAACGCACUGCAGGCAACCUCAGCUGAAGGCCACGAGCGGUUAGUCAAGAUCUUGCUCGACAAGGGUGCUGAGGUCAACGCGCAGGGUGGACACUACGGGAACGCACUGCAGGCAGCUUCAGCGAAAGGCCACGAGCGGUUAGUCAAGAUGCUGCUCGAUAAGGGCGCCGACAUCAACGCGCAGGGUGGAGAGUACGGCAACGCACUGCAGGCAGCGUCGUACGGAGGCCACGAGCGGGUAGUCAAGAUGCUGCUCGAUAAGGGUGCUGAGGUCAACGCGCAGGGUGGACACUACGGGAACGCACUGCAGGCAACUUCAGGGAAAGGCCACGAGCAGGUGGUGAAGAUGCUACUUGACAAGGGCGCCGACGUCAACGCGCAGGGUGGAGAGUACGGCAACGCACUGCAGGCAGCGUCGUACGGAGGCCAUGAGCGGGUAGUCAAGAUGCUGCUCGAUAAGGGUGCUGAGGUCAACGCGCAGGGUGGACACUACGGGAACGCACUGCAGGCAACUUCAGGGAAAGGCCACGAGCAGGUGGUGAAGAUGCUGCUUGACAAGGGCGCCGACGUCAACGCGCAGGGUGGACACUACGGGAACGCACUGCAGGCAGCUUCAGCGAAAGGCCACGAGCAGGUGGUGAAGAUGCUACUUGACAAGGGCGCCGACGUCAACGCGCAGGGUGGACACUUUGGCAACGCACUGCAGGCAGCUUCAGCGAAAGGCCACGAGCGGUUAGUCAAGAUGCUGCUCGAUAAGGGCUCCGACAUCAACGCGCAGGGUGGAGAGUACGGCAACGCACUGCAGGCAGCGUCGUACGGAGGCCACGAGCGGGUAGUCAAGAUGCUGCUCGAUAAGGGUGCUGAGGUCAACGCGCAGGGUGGACACUACGGGAACGCACUGCAGGCAACUUCAGGGAAAGGCCACGAGCAGGUGAUAGUCAAGAUGCUGCUCGACAAAGGCGCCGAUGUCAACGCGCAGGGUAGAGUCUACGGCAACGCACUGCAGGCAGCGUCGUACGAAGGCCAAGAGCAGGUGGUCAAGACGCUGCUCGACGCGGGCGCCGACGUCAACGUGGGCGCCAACGUCAACGCGCAGGGUGGACACUACGGCAACGCACUGUACCUAGCUUCAGCUAGAGGCCACGAGCAGGUAGUCAAGAUGCUGCUUAAUGCAGGUGCUCAUCUACCCCAGGAAGCUGAUCCUGUGUUAAGACCGGACUAG
Alternaria atra is the source of this 4125-nucleotide messenger RNA. RefSeq lists its product as uncharacterized. The coding region runs from base 1 to 4125 and encodes 1374 amino acids. The record is from RefSeq and is a predicted model, not a curated record. Gene Ontology annotation, molecular function: protein binding; ATP hydrolysis activity. NCBI's taxonomy places the organism in Eukaryota, Fungi, Ascomycota, Dothideomycetes, Pleosporales, Pleosporaceae. The transcript is spliced from 4 exons.